This is a messenger RNA of Cynara cardunculus var. scolymus (artichoke), 2695 nucleotides long. Its product is annotated as E3 ubiquitin-protein ligase ORTHRUS 2-like. Gene Ontology annotation, biological process: protein ubiquitination; negative regulation of gene expression via chromosomal CpG island methylation. The record is from RefSeq and is a predicted model, not a curated record. The coding region runs from base 92 to 2485 and encodes 797 amino acids. Lineage: Eukaryota; Viridiplantae; Streptophyta; Magnoliopsida; Asterales; Asteraceae. The transcript has 9 exons. Gene Ontology annotation, molecular function: metal ion binding; ubiquitin protein ligase activity.
CUCCGUCAUCGUCUUCGUCAUCAUCAUCAAGCAAUACCUACCGGGGUAUUACUCUCUGUAACUCUUCAAUCUCCAUCUCUUUAUUCCUUCCAUGGCGCAUGAUAGCGACCUUCCUUGUGACGGAGAUGGCAGUUGCAUGAUCUGCAAAAUCAACCCACCUGUAGAAGAGACGCUUACCUGCAAGACCUGCGUCACUCCUUGGCAUCUUAACUGUCUUUCUGCUCGUCCACAAACCCUAGCCGAUGCUGCCCAAUGGGAGUGUCCCGACUGUUCCAAUCUCCUUUCCUCUCAUCCGCCUCCGUCCACCGUCACAUCUGGAUCUGAACCGUCUGCUACGCUGAUUGCCGCUAUCCGGGCCAUUGAGACUGAUGCCUCACUCUCAGACAAAGAGAAGGCUAAGAGACGCCAGCAACUCUUGAGCGGAGGAGGAUCUGGUGAUGAUGAUAAACCAACCGAUGACAAAAAAGAGAUCGCCGGCGGCGGUGGUAACGACGUCCUGAAGCUUCUCAGUGGCAGCUUUAACUGCUCCUUUUGCAUGCAGCUCCCGGAGAGACCCGUCACGACACCCUGUGGUCAUAACUUUUGCCUGAAGUGCUUUGAGAAAUGGGUAGGCCAAGGGAAGCGUACCUGUGCCAUAUGUCGAACUUCAAUUCCUCCUAAAAUGGCUAGUCAGCCUCGAAUCAACUCAUCCCUUGUUAUUGCAAUUAGAAUGGCGAAGAUGACCAGGUCAAAUGCUGCUUCAGGACCUCCUAAAGCUUACUUUUCUGUUCUAAACCAAAACAGACCAGACAAAGCAUAUACCACGGAGCGGGCAAAGAAGCCUGGAAAGGCUAAUGCAUGCAGUGGAAAGAUAUUUGUCACAGUUCCGCCUGACCAUUUUGGACCCAUUCUUGCAGAGAAUGAUCCAGAUAGAGGAAUGGGAGUUCUGGUUGGGGAAACUUGGGAGGAUCGUAUGGAAUGUAGACAGUGGGGGGCACAUCUUCCUCAUGUUGCUGGGAUCUGUGGUCAGUCUGAUUAUGGUGCACAAUCUGUGGCACUAUCUGGAGGAUACGAGGAUGAUGAGGAUCAUGGAGAGUGGUUCUUAUACACAGGGAGUGGUGGAAGAGACUUGAGUGGAAACAAAAGGACAAACAAGACACAAUCAUUUGAUCAGAAGUUUGAUAAAUCUAAUGAAGCUUUGCGGGUUAGUUGCAAAAAAGGCUACCCUGUACGUGUUGUGAGGUCACACAAGGAAAAGCGUUCUGCUUAUGCACCUGAGAAAGGAGUGCGGUAUGAUGGAAUUUACAGGAUUGAGAAAUGCUGGAGGAAACCUGGAAUUCAAGGAUACAAGGUAUGCCGGUAUCUAUUUGUUCGUUGUGAUAAUGAUCCUGCUCCAUGGACAAGUGAUGAAAUUGGGGAUCGUCCAAGGCCUUUGCCCAUCAUUAAGGAGCUUAAGGAUGCAACUGAUGUAACAGAGAGAAAGAGCUCUCCUUCUUGGGAUUAUGAUGAGGAGAAAGCUUGUUGGUUGUGGAAAAUCCCUCCACCUGGAAGUAGAAAACAUGCAGAGAGUAGAGAUGUUGAGGUUGGCACAAACAUAAAGAAAGUGCGCCGGAAGACACAAAUGAUGUCUGUGAGUGAACGACUCCUGAAAGUAUUUUCUAUUGCAGAGUUCUGUUGCCUUAUCUGCCAUAAAGUGAUGAAUCUCCCUCUUACUACCCCCUGUGCACACAAUUUCUGCAAGUCAUGUUUGCAAGAUACUUUUGCUGGCCAAACUUUCAUAAAGGAGAGGACAUGUGAAGGUAGACGUACAUUAAGGGCGCAGAAGAAUAUCAUGAAAUGUCCAUCGUGUUCAAACGACAUUUCUGAAUACCUGCAGAAUCCACAGGUGAAUAGAGAAUUGAUGAGUGUGAUUGAAUCACUUCAGAGGCAGACCAAAGAAAUGGAGGAAAAUGUAGUUUCGGAAGAAGAAAUGGAGGAAACAGCAGUUUUGGGAGAAGAAAUGUCGAAAACAGAGAACAGUGGUGAUGCUAUAGAGGAAGAGAAAGACAAGGAGCCUGAGGCUGUGGCUGAGGUAAAAGAAUUGAGUUCUGAGGCUGAUGGCAAAGUUGAGAAGCCGAAAGCUGAGGUCCAAGAUGAGAUUAUGGAGGCAGUUGCUGUAGGCGAAGUCAUAUAUGAUGAAGCUGUUAAUAAAAGCAAAGCCAUUGCAAAACCUUCCCCUAAUGGCAAACCUCUUAAAAACAAGAAAAGGAAAGCGGGUGUUACAGUUAACGCACCUAACAAGAAACUACACGAGGAGACUGCUAUCUUGAUGAAUGAAGAUGCUAAUCCUACCGGCAAUGACAUCAAGGCUGCGAGUCUGAAGACUGAACCGAGUGAAUGUAAAGAUAAAAAGGUCGGUGAAGUGGGAAAGGAAGGCAAGAAGACUUCAAAGCAGAAGAAAGAUGGUGAUGUGAAAUGCUCGUCACCUACAGGUGCAGGAGCCAGGACCAGAAGCAAGAAGACUUAGCAAGAGGAUGGUGGCGAUGACUACCAAUUCUUUUUGCACUUUUUUGAAGUGUUGCAGAUAGAUAGUGGCAAUUUUGGAAAUUUAUGCCAUAUUUGACUCUGAUUGUGAUCUUAUGAUAUGUUUUGGAUGCCUAUGGUAUUAGGUCACAUUUGCAAUGCCAUUUUGCUAACAAUCAUGAAAGUUAUGAUUACAUAUUGGUUCAAACCAUCC